AUGGGACCGAAACCUCACAUCGGUGUUGUGGGCUCGGGAAUUUCGGGCUUGCGCUGUGCCGACAUUCUCGUUCAGAAUGGUGCCCGGGUGACUAUUUUAGAAGCGAGAGAUCGUAUUGGUGGAAGGGUACAUCAAAACGAUCUUGCCGGUCAUUUGGUAGAUCUGGGGCCUAAUUGGAUCCAUGGCAAGGGAGAAAAUCCAAUCAUGUCCAUCGCUGAGGCAACUCAGACUGUGGCCCAUGAUCCAGAAGGGAGAAAUAUCUCAAUAUCCUGUGAUGGUCAGCUAGUCAAUGAAGAAAGGGCUACCAAGUCGGCAGAGUUUGUCUGGACAACUAUCGAGCAGGCCUUCGAGUAUAGCAAUCAGCAUGGAGAUAGUAUCCCCUCGGAGCAAAGCCUCUUCGACUUCAUCCAGGAGAAAUUGGAGAAAACUGAUUUUUCUGAUGAAGAUAAAAUACUUUGUUUGGAUUCCUGCAAGCUCUGGGGUGCUUAUGUUGGGGAUCCGAUCGAAAGACAGAGUCUCAGGUUUUUCCGAUUGGAAGAAUGCAUCGAUGGGAACAACUACUUUGUAGCAUCGACCUACCAGCGCAUUUUGCAACAUGUUGCCAAGACAGCACUAGCCCAAGCCAAUAUUCGCUUCAAGCAACCUGUCAUGAAAGUCGAAACACCGCCCAAAAACGAGCAGGAACCGAAUCAGAAUCAGGUCACUGUAACCACAGCUUCAGGGGAAAUUUACAAAUUUGAUCAAUUGGUCAUCACUUGUCCCCUCGGCUGGCUGAAACGCAAUACGGAAGCUUUCGAACCACAGCUCCCACGCCGUUUCCUCCAGGCGGUUAACAACAUCUCCUACGGCCGGUUGGAGAAAGUUUUCGUCAAAUUCCCCGAAGCUUUCUGGCACAGCGAGUCAACGAAGACCACGCAGGCGAGUAAGGCCCAACCCACCAGCCCAGUCUUCGCUCAAUUUCUUGAACCAACGUAUACAUCCCAUCCGAAAGAUAUCCAAUGGAAUCAAGAAUGUCUCUCCUUAUCGAAUCUCCCAAGUCCUUGCGCCCAGCCAACCCUCCUAUUCUACACCUACGGACCUUGCGGCACAAACAUAGUCAACCAAAUAGCCGACCUUGACGAAACAUCAAUAGAAUACAAACAGAUCCUCACAAACAUACUGGAACCCUUCUAUUCAAAGCUUCCAGGCUAUGACCCAUCGUCUCCAUCCUGCAAGCCAAGCUCCAUCCUCGCUACACGCUGGCAAUUGGAUCCUUACGCGGGAAAUGGCUCCUAUUGUAAUUUCCAGAUUGGACUGACAGCCGGUGACGAAGAUAUCGAGGUUUUGCGCUCGGGUGAUGGGCUUGGUGCUGAGCGUGGUAUUUGGUUUGCCGGGGAGCAUACUGCACCGUUUGUGGCGUUGGGUACGACAACUGGUGCUUAUUGGAGUGGGGAACGAGCUGCUGCUCAGGUUUGCGAAAGGCUUGGGUUGGGGAGCGUUGGAGUUGAGAGUAUGAGGAAUGAUUCUUUGCCUUCAGGUAGUGAGAAGUGA
This is a messenger RNA of Penicillium cosmopolitanum, 1530 nucleotides long. RefSeq names its product flavin monoamine oxidase family protein. Gene Ontology annotation, molecular function: oxidoreductase activity. The record is from RefSeq and is a predicted model, not a curated record. The coding region runs from base 1 to 1530 and encodes 509 amino acids. The transcript has 4 exons. NCBI's taxonomy places the organism in Eukaryota, Fungi, Ascomycota, Eurotiomycetes, Eurotiales, Aspergillaceae.